Molecule: messenger RNA, 339 nt
Organism: Andrographis paniculata
Lineage: Eukaryota; Viridiplantae; Streptophyta; Magnoliopsida; Lamiales; Acanthaceae
Exons: 4
Coding region: 1-339 (112 amino acids)
Molecular function (GO): protein binding
Source: RefSeq, a predicted model, not a curated record
AUGACCAAAGUGGUGCCUGAUUAUUAUGAUGUGGUAAAGCAGCCUAUGGAUUUUCCAACUAUUCGAAAGAAGCUUCGGAAAAACUGUUACAAGUCCUUGGAAGAUUUGCAGGCUGAUGUUCAAUUACUCUGUUCCAAUGCAAUGUUGUUCAAUGGGCCAGACACUGUCUACCAUAAACAGGGGCUUGCCAUCCAAAUCUUGCCAAUGAAGAGUUUGGAAAACUUAAAAAUGUUGAGGGUAAAGAUGAAAUAUUGGACAAGGAUAAUGAUAAGGAGAAGGAGAAGGCUCAAGAAGUCGAAUUUCAGUUGCAGCAAGCUGUGCAGGAAAGCAGAUCAGUAA